Molecule: messenger RNA, 5326 nt
Organism: Oreochromis aureus
Lineage: Eukaryota; Metazoa; Chordata; Actinopteri; Cichliformes; Cichlidae
Gene: map3k9
Product: mitogen-activated protein kinase kinase kinase 9
Exons: 11
Coding region: 395-3553 (1052 amino acids)
Biological process (GO): protein phosphorylation
Molecular function (GO): protein binding; ATP binding; JUN kinase kinase kinase activity
Source: RefSeq, a predicted model, not a curated record
ACGACUAAAUAAAAGGACACUGUCUUGGGACAAGGGUGGGAAAUAAAGUGUUGUUGACGUGUCUGUGCGCCAAUAGGACGCCGGGGAUGAUUCCCACGCUGGCACAAUUGGCUUAGAAUAAAGACCACUGCGUCCGAGAAGUUGCAGCGAUGAUUGGGUGUAGGAUUGUGCAUUGAAAAUAACCAGGCAGGAGCUGCAUGUUUGAUAGCAGCCAGCUGAGACUGAGGGGCGUGCGAUGCAGCAGGAUGGUGGUUUCCUGCAGUGUUUGUGUGCCGGAUUAGCCGCUACUUAGCUCCGUGUGUGUGUUGUAGAAGCAGGGCGCAUCGAGCCUCCAGCCAGCCGCGCCAGGUGGAUGCGCCUGCAGUGAUCCAGGUCGUCCCUAUGGAUCGCGUCCAUGGAUGUCUUCAAACCUGCUUUGGACAGUAGUAGUCCUAAGGCGUGCGUUUCUUCAACGGAAGAAGCAGAGGAAGAUGUUUUUCGCUGGCCCACACCGGCGAAUGGCAUUAGCGCCGCGCCGGAUACGGGACCAGCCGCGCCGGGCUUCUGGACGGCCGUGUUCGACUAUGAAGCGACUGCGGACGACGAGCUCAGCCUUCGGAAGGGGGAUCUGGUGGAAGUCCUGUCCAAGGACUCCCUGGUGUCAGGAGAUGAAGGAUGGUGGACCGGUAUGAUAGCAGACCGGGUUGGCAUCUUCCCUUCUAAUUAUGUCAGCAAAGGCACCGGCAUACCGGAGGAAAUACGGGCCACCUCAGAGCAGCAGUACCCCGUGCCUCCUUUGCACCUUCUUGAGAUUGAUUUCUCAGAGCUCACCUUGGAAGAAAUUAUCGGGGUUGGUGGUUUUGGAAAAGUCUACCGUGCAAUGUGGCAGGGCGCAGAGGUGGCAGUGAAGGCAGCACGACGGGACCCCGAUGAGGAUUUGGAGCAGACAAUGGAGAGCGUUCGUCAGGAGGCCAAGCUCUUUGCCAUGCUCAGCCAUCCCAACAUUAUGGGUUUGCUGGGAGUGUGUCUGCAGGAGCCUAACCUGUGCCUGAUAAUGGAGUAUGCCCGAGGAGGCCCUCUCAACCGGGCUCUAGCUGGGAAACGCAUCCCUCCAUGUACUCUGGUUGACUGGGCUGUGCAGAUUGCCCGAGGCAUGCACUACCUCCACUGCCAGGCUAUUGUCCCCAUUAUUCACCGGGAUCUCAAGUCCAGCAACAUCCUUAUCCUUGAGAGGGUUGAGAUGGAAGAUCUCAGCAACAAGACUCUGAAGAUCACAGACUUUGGACUGGCUCGAGAGUGGCACCGCACAACCAAGAUGAGCGCUGCCGGCACCUACGCCUGGAUGGCUCCUGAAGUCAUCCGCUCAUCUACAUUCUCCAAGGGUAGCGACGUUUGGAGUUAUGGUGUGCUGUUGUGGGAGCUGCUGACUGGAGAAGUCCCAUUUCGUGGUAUCGAUGGUCUGGCAGUAGCUUAUGGAGUGGCGAUGAACAAAAUGGCCUUGCCAAUCCCGUCUACCUGUCCUGAGCCCUUUGCACGUCUUAUGGAGGACUGCUGGAGCCCAGACCCUCACUCUCGGCCACAGUUCACAGCUAUCCUAGACCAGCUGACGGCCAUUGAGGAGUCAGGCUUUUUUGAAAUGCCAGCAGAAUCCUUCCACUCUCUCCAAGAUGACUGGAAACUGGAGAUCCAGGAAAUGUUUGAUCAGCUGAGGACCAAGGAAAAGGAGCUGCGAUCGUGGGAGGAGGAGCUGACCCGAGCGGCACUGCAGCAGAAGUAUCAGGAGGAGGCGUUGAGGAGGCGGGAGCAGGAACUAGCUGAACGUGAGAUCCACAUCCUGGAGCGAGAGCUCAAUAUCAUCAUUCACCAGCUCUACCAGGAAAAACCUCACGUGGAGAGCAGGCAGGGCAAGUUCCGCCGCAACCGCCUUAAACUCAAGGAUGGGAACAGGAUCAGCUUGCCUUCAGAUUUUCAGCACAAAAUCACUGUGCAGGCAUCUCCUUCCCAUGAUCGACGGAGGAGUUUGCUUAGCAGCGGUUCCAGCCCUCCCACUAGUCCACCGAUGUUGCCUCGCCUGAGAGCCAUCCAGCUCACGCCGGGGGAAGGUUGUACAGGUUGGGGUCGCAACACUUGUUUUCAACCUGAUGAGGAGGAAAGUGAGAGGAAGGGGUCAAGAAAGAAGGGCAGAACUCGUGGAUGUGGCCCAUACAGAGAACAUAGCGCUGAUGCAAGUGUGAAGCCUCCCCAUGAGGGCAGCCGACAACGAUCCUGCAGUGCCCCAAACCUCCGCAGAUCCCCUAGACACAGCCCAGCAGUGCCUGGAGUGCCAAGCCUUGUGGAGAUGGAAAAUGAAGACUGCUGCUUCACUACUGAACCAGGAGCAGCUCCUGGUCAGUCCUACCUCUGCAUUCCCUUCCAUAAGGAGACCCACACUGCUGCUGCCGCUGCUGAUGGUGAUGGAGAUGAGUACUGCCUCAGCAGUCAGGUGCCAGGAACACCACCAUGCAGGAAGAGCCCAGGUGGAAGCAGACGCUCUGAACUGGUUUUGCUGGGCUGCGGGGCUCUGCUUGCAGCCGUCGGGCUGGGCUACAACUUGCUAACGUUGGCCCAACCGGAAGAGCAUAUCAAACCACGCUGGGAGGGCUUUUUCCAUAGAACGGGGAGCCAGAGGCGAAGCACAAGCCCCCCGACGCGCAGACUAUUCCGGCGGGAAAGCCCGCUCAAACCGUCGGCACCCUCACUACCUGAACGAGGCUUACCCUCCUCAUACACACUGCUGUCUUUAUCAUCAGUGUCUGACUGCAACUCCACUCGCUCGCUGUUGCGCUCUGACAGCGAGGAGCUGUUGGUCUGCCGCCCUGCCUCACCGCCCACACAGCCUCCUCUUCCCUCUCAUGUCUCACAGCAUCAAGCCAUCCAAACUCCAAUCAACCCACUGGUCAACACACACCUUGAGAGCUUCAAGCGCAACCCACGCCAGUCGCUCACACCCACACAUGUUCCCUGCACCACAAGUUCCUCACGCAGCCUCCGUCGAACACCAUCAGACGGAGCCAUCAAGAAGAGCUGCCCACCUAAUAAUCUGGAGCCAUUACCGGAAAAAACAGCAUUAGAAAACACAGGUGGCUUCAGAGUUUUAAAAGAAGACUGUUCAGAGGUCCCUCGGCUGCCCGAUCCAAAUGUUGUCUUCCCACCAACACCUCGCCGUCGCUGUCCUCCCGAACGCCCCAAAACCUUGGACUUUGUGGCACGACCUCGACCUUCACCACGAGCGCGCUCCGAAGUGUUUUGGGCAGAAGCGAGGCCCAGGGGAAACGGACAGACCCUAGGUAACGGCGACUCCCCUGCCCACACCUCAAGCACAGAGACUCCACCCACCGUAGAGUUCGGGAGAGACUCAGCAGUGCUACCCACACCCAUGGAGGCCCCAACACCGUACUCCCCACGCCGGAAUGAAAAUUUGUUGGAUCAGCUGGAUGAGGGACAGUAUCGGGAUGGAACAGUCCCGCUCUGCAGACCGGAGACGAGUGUUCCUAAAGACUCACCUUACCGCUACAAACCAGGAUUCUGGUCAUAACCCACCCUGACCCUCAUUGGCCCUACACAACAUGGAGACUCUACGUGCUGUUAGCUUUUGGAUGACCACAAAUUUGGGUCAGUUAGCAAUCUGGAAUUUAUUCACCUUUCUCCAUCUACACAGUGGUCGUAAAUGCUAGGAAGAUAUUUACUGUGAAAACACUCCCUUUCUGGCAUUUGUUGCAGCAAAUCUUUAAAUCUUGCAUCCAAAACUGCUCAAACAAAAAAAUAAAAGAAUUUUAAAAUAUUAUCUGACCCAAGCCUGCUUGAUUAUUCAUUAGACGAAAGAGAUUUCAUGUGUCAUUUAUUUUUUUCUUUCAGACUAAAGUCAUUAAUGGCUUUCACUUACAUAAAGCUUUGCAUACUUGUCUUGAUUUUAUGCUUGAGUUAAAGAUUGUGCAUUUAAUAAAGUGCACUUUUGAAAAGCAUCAUGAAUGUAAAGCAUCAGGUUUUCCCACUGUCAAAAACCUCUGGCUCUGCUUGUCUGUAAAAGCAUUGUGUUAUGUGAAAUCCUCUGUACAUGUAUAUCACCCACUCCUGUUCUCAUGGCAGAUGGAUUCCUGUUUUGCACCUGUUGUCACCAGUCACUUCUACUAUCCCAGUGAUGGGGGAUGUUCUAGUAUAAUAUGUGCACUUCUUUGUAUUAGCAACCUACAGUCUAGAAACGGUCUCCGUAAACUAAUGUCUGACGUCGUCUCGAGCUCUGUAUGGUGACCAUAAAGAAGAAUGUCACUACCGCUUGGGUUCAAAAGAGAGACCAUUCCCUUUCCUGUCUACUAUUUGGUGUAAUCCUGCAAGAGCAGCCAGAAGAGAAACAUUUCUCCAAACUAAAAAGGGAACUUUGUGUUUGUAACUAUGUAAAUUGUCUGCCUCAUAAAUUGUUGAUAGAUGAUGUAAUGAGGGAUACAAAGUGGCAUUUAGGUUAUGUGAGCCUCAGUGAUGAAAGACUUCACUUUCAAGCAGGCCCUGGUGGCGUGUGGAAGUUUAGCCUGGGUUAUUUUUAUAUUUGCGUUUAUUUCAUUGUAUUUAUUAAGUAAUUUAUCUGAUGAUUUAUUUUUAUAUCAUUUGUUUUAUUUGCCUUGUGGGUUUUCGACACUUAUUAAUAAUUUCCAUAAAUUUUUUUUAGUGUUUUCAGCAUCUGUGCGAAUAAACAUUCGGUCUGUUCUGAUGUUGCACUAUUCAACAGAUUUCAUGACCACAGCUACAUAUCAAAAUUUUAAUUUGAUGACAAUUUUUAGUCAUUUUAUUAAAUAAAAAAUAACAAGUUAGCAGCUUUGAAAUAAAUAGGUGCUAAAUGCAUUUAAACUGGGAUUUUCCUCACUGGAGUGAGGUAAAUAAUGUGUUUUCAGAUUCUAUUUGUUUUAAUUUCCUGGACAGAGCAGUUUAUAACAAAAUAAAAGAUAUUUAGGCAGUGAUUUACUGUGCCUCUGCCAGAGAUUAAUCCUGUUAAUUAACUGUAAAUCCACCACAUUAAAAUAGAGCAACAAUUAUGUGAAAAAAAUGAACAGAAAUAUUCUCUGACUUCAGUCUCAAUGCCUGAUUCUCUCAUUUUAUUUCCAAAUGUUAAGUGGCCUCUUAUAUUUCAGCUGUCUUUAUUCUAAGUGUGACCCGAUGUACUUGUGUAUGUGAAUGCUUUUUCAGAAUGUGCUCAUGCUCAAUGUAGAAACACGGUAUUUCAACUAUGGGCAGUAGUUGAAACAAACUUAAGGUGUCAUGUCUGAAACGUUACCACGAAUAAGCUGAACUGUUGCUCAUGCUGGGAACAAUACUGUUA